AUGUCAUUCAAGGGUUUCAAGAAAUCAAUUGUAAGGGCUCCCCAAAACUUCCGUCAGAAGCUAAACAUGGGAGAGGUCACCCACGAUCCUGUUUAUGAAGAUGCCGAGCGGAGAUUCAAGGAGAUCGAGAUCGAAACCAAAAAGUUGAAUGAUGAGUCAAAGAAAUACUUUAAGGCCAUUAGUGGAAUGUUGGAUGACCAAAUUGAUUUCUCUAAAGCCAUUGAAGAGAUUUAUAAGCCCAUUAGUGGGAAAUUGUCUGAUCCUAAUGCCGCUGUUCCCGAGGACAAUCCAGAUGGUAUCCAAGCAGCGGAACAAUACAGAGCCUUGGUGUCUGAAUUGAAAGAUGAAUUGAAACCGGAUUUGGAAUUGAUUGAAAAGAGAGUUGUUGAACCGGCGCAGGAAUUGUUACAAGUAAUUAACGGGAUCCGUAAAAUGGCAACCAAGCGUGAGCACAAACAAGUUGACUUGGAUAGACACAAGAGGACAUACAAAAAAUUUGAAGAGAAAAAGGAACGAACACCAAAGGAUGAAGAAAAGAUGUAUAAUGCUGAGGCGGAAGUGGAUGUUGCCCAACAAGAAUAUGAUUACUACAAUGACUUGUUGAAGAAUGAAUUGCCUGUGUUGUUUCAAAUGCAGAGCGACUUCAUUAAACCUUUAUUUACCUCCUUCUACUAUAUGCAGCUUAAUAUCUUCUAUACUCUUUAUACGAAAACCCAGGAGAUGAAAAUCCCAUACUUUGAUUUGGAUUCCGACAUUUUAGAAGCUUACAAUUUGAAAAAAGGUGAUAUUGAAGAGAGAACAGAUGCUAUUGGAAUUACCCAUUUUAAGGUUGGCUAUGCUAAGUCAAAGGUUGGUAAACUUCACGCAGCAAGAACUGCAUCGCCAGGAUAUCAGUCACCACAAGCUACUUAUCAGUCACCACAAGCUACCUAUCAAUCACCAACUGAGUACAAGCUGGCUUAUCAAGAUCAAGGUUACCAACCGCAACAAGCUUCUUACCAAUCACCGCCACCGCCAGCUUAUGUUAAUACUCCACCUGCUACCGCCCCUGAAGUAUGUAUUGCCCUAUAUGAUUACACCGCUCAAGCGCAAGGUGAUCUUUCCUUUCCAGCUGGCGCUACCAUCGAGAUAAUCAACAAAGAUGACCCUGGUUGGUGGAUGGGAAAGUACAAUGGUGUAACUGGUUUGUUUCCAUCGAAUUAUAUAAAGACGUAG
Messenger RNA from Lodderomyces orthopsilosis Co 90-125, 1215 nucleotides. RefSeq names its product amphiphysin (gene RVS167). The transcript has a single exon. Gene Ontology annotation, biological process: actin cortical patch localization; plasma membrane tubulation; endocytosis. Bases 1 to 1215 code for a protein of 404 amino acids. The record is from RefSeq and is a predicted model, not a curated record. Gene Ontology annotation, cellular component: medial cortex; mating projection tip; Rvs161p-Rvs167p complex. Gene Ontology annotation, molecular function: protein binding; lipid binding. NCBI's taxonomy places the organism in Eukaryota, Fungi, Ascomycota, Pichiomycetes, Serinales, Debaryomycetaceae.